Molecule: messenger RNA, 7157 nt
Organism: Lingula anatina
Lineage: Eukaryota; Metazoa; Brachiopoda; Lingulata; Lingulida; Lingulidae
Product: alsin
Biological process (GO): regulation of GTPase activity; endosomal transport
Cellular component (GO): intracellular membrane-bounded organelle; cytoplasm
Molecular function (GO): guanyl-nucleotide exchange factor activity; small GTPase binding
Source: RefSeq, a predicted model, not a curated record
GUUGUUUUCAAGAUGGCUGCGCCCAUAAAUUGAAAAUCAGGAAAACCCCGGAGUGUUUAAUGUUUCGUUAGUAAUGUGGAGCUGGUUUUAAAAGUAAAAGUAUGCACGACCCAACCCAAAGUGAAGAAAAGAAUGAGGGUCAUGUGGCCAUCUGGCAUGGCUAUCCCACAGGUGACCUCCUGGUGUCACCCGGCCCUCUGCUGUCGAGGACUGUCCACAGUGUGGCAGUGGGGGACAAGCACAUCAUCUUCUUGACCACUGGGCACAAGGUGUACAGCCAAGGAGACAAUAGCUUUGGUCAGCUGGGCAUUGGGACCAUAGGUGGUGAAUGCAAAGAGACAUCCCUGAUCAAAACAUUUGAGGGACAAGAUGUCUGCUAUAUUUCAUGUGGGAGUAACCACUCUGGUGCAGUGACUGGGGAUGGGCAUGUGUUUUGUUGGGGAACUUCCAAAAGUGGGCAGUGUGGAAGUGGUCAAGCAACAGCUGUUCCUCUGCCAACUAAAGUUGAAAUUAAAGAGCCAGGAGGGAUCUGCGUUCAUGGGAUCCAGGGCCAGAACCGUGAGGUGUGCAUGCUUCAGGUGGCAUGUGGAGACACACAUACCUUGGCGCUAUCAAAUAGUGGGGAAAUCUGGGUGUGGGGCGCUGGCUGUCAGCUGGGGUUGAACACUGAGAAAGAAUGUCUGGUUCCUCAAAGACUCGACUUUUUGCAUGAUAGAUUUGUGAUUCAGGUGUCUGCUGGUGCCGAACACAGUGUGGCUCUAAUCAAGAAGUCAUCUGAUAAGAAGACAAAAAUAGUGUCAAAUGCCCCUGAGACUCCACUUGUGAAACCCGUAGUGCAUCCCAUUACUCCCUCCACAUGCCCCAUGUGUGAAAAAGAAAUAUAUAGCAUGAAAGAAGAAGGGGAUACUUGUAUUAUAAGUGAUGAUCACAAGUGCCCCUUGGGUCUAGCACUUGAUUCAGAAAAAGCUGACCGGGUUUCUGAGAGUGGUAGCGAACCUCCCAAAAGACUUGAGAACGAAUUCAUGGACUCAGUUUGGGUUCUCAGAAACGGUGAUAAGGCUCCCUCUACUAGUCCUUCAACUGCAAUUGCUACUGCUGUUAGUUAUACCGAGACUGUUCCUAGCAAUAAAGAAGCAACAUGUGACACCAAAGUAGUUUGGGAAGUACAGAACUAUGAAGAAAAUGCCUCACCUAAGGCUCAGGAAAAACAAAAUACAACCACUACACAGGAUAGUGCUGCUGACAAUCAUCAAGAAGAGGAUCAGGGAAGUACAAAGGUGAAAAGUGCAUCAGAAAAAACUGAAGCAUUUACGCAAAGUGUUGCACUGGAACAAGAAAAAAAUAGUUCAUCUCCAACAAUACCUGAUACCACUGCUGAGUCUGAAAGUGGAAAACAAGAUGUAGAGAUGGUUCGAAGGAGAAGUGGUGCAUUUAUUGAUGAGCAAUUCUCACCAUCGGGUUCUAGCAUACCUAAACAAUCAUUAUUUCCACAUGCGAUGGAUAAAGAGACUGAUGAUGUCUUCUGUGAAACCCCUGAGAGAGAGGUCCAUAGGUCGCGAAGUUCGUUUUUAGGUGAUGUCAAUGGUGCAAGGCAAUACUUAUCAAGAACAUUAUCAUUAGAACAAAGUUUGUCAGAUGCUGAUUCACCUUUGAAAAAAGAUGUUGAACCUUCUCCAGAGAAAGGAAAUGCCUUAAAAAGCCAAAGAAAGAGUGUCAGCACAACAAUUGCAAAUUUUGCUUUUGUUUCACAUUUUAACAUUGAGUUAGAGGAUAGUUUUGAGGCUGGGGGAAGCACAGAUUCUUUGCAAAAUUCUUUGGAAGAUCAAAGCAAUAGGUCCAGCAGUAGAUCAUCUACUAGUAAUGAGGGUUCUCCUUCGUCAGGGGCAAAGUUGGUUCGCAGGGCUUCUGAUUUUAUUGGAACGUCACAGUCAUGGACUGCAGCCGAAUAUAAAAAUCAACGUGGAAUGCGACACUCUUUAUCCUUAGACUUCAAGAAAUCAGGAGAGGAAUUUACUAGAUGGAAGAAGCUUUCACAACCAGUAUGGGAGGCAAGGAAGAGACAAAACACUGAAGUCUAUUUGGAGACAGAGGUGUGGACUUGGGGCAGGGGAAAGAAAGGACAGCUGGGACAUGGAGAUAUGUUGAAUAGAAACCAGCCAUGCUGUAUCAAGUCCCUGAGUACCAAGAAAGUGAUGAAAGUGAGUGCCGGCAGCUAUCACACCCUGGCAGUGCUAAGUACAGGACAGGUGCUCUCCUGGGGGUCCAACUCUCAUGGUCAGCUGGGGAGGACAGAAAAUGAAUACAGUCCAGGCAAAGUCAAGGUUUUGUCCAAAGUUCAUUUGUGGGAUGGUGCAAGUGGCAGAGAGCAUUCCUUAUUUCUUGCUGACUGUUUAGGAGGAGGACCACCAGAGGUUUACUAUAGUGGGAGGAGGCCAGAUGUCCAGGAGAGCUCCACCAUGGUGGCACAGCCUAUCAAACUCAAUGUUGUAAGAAAGUGUGGUUGGGUGAGGCAUUUAGCUGCAGGUGGCCUUAGUGUUGCUGUUUUCAACAGAAACACAUCUAAUCACCUGGCUGCCCUUCAUGAGCUAGCCAGCACUGAGAGGACAUUCUUUCAUCAUAUGGCACUCAUUGCCUCUGGAGUACUGAAACAUAUACUCAUGUCAGAGCCUUUUGCAUCUGAAGAGAUUCAUUCAUCUGAACUUUCUAUGAAAGUACUAUUUGAUGCAUUCACUGGGCUGUCUAGUGUGAUUGGCAUGAAUAGUGUGGGUUUGACCCGAGCUGUGCAGGGGUCCCUGUCUGUGAAUGAGGUGUUCAUGCUAAGACAACAGGACCAGCUCUUGUCCACAUUACAGCACUACUCCAAGAGCUUUGGGGAUGCUGUGGCCAUUGGAGCAUUUGACUGGAGUAGUAAAGUUGUCAGCACUGUUUUCAAGGAGAAAAACAUCAGAGAUGUUGUCACAGAUAUCCUUGAAGAGAUCAAUUGUGAGAAGAACUUGAGUGACGUGAAGACCUUGAUGAAACUGCUGCAGCUCCCUCUAAGGAGACUGAAGGAGUAUGAGCGCCUUGCUCAGAACCUGGCACUUUGCUACCCUGAUCACAGCAUGGAGAGUGACCACCUUUUCCAGCUAAGUAGCAGCUGUGGUCAGCUUAAACAAGCGGCCAUUGCAGACCAUAAUCUUGCUGACAAUACCAGGAAGUUCUGGGAUCUUAUAUCUUCUAAGAUGCCUAAAUUCAAUAUGAGACAACUACAAGUUGACUUUGGAUCUUCAUACUUAAGAGGUCACAAUGUGGAUGCCUUGAAACAGCCUGGCAGAAGACUGCUGAGGGAAAGCCGUGCCCAUCCUCUCCAUGUUGCCAAUGCCAGUCGAUUUUCCCUCAAUUGGUUGUUGCUCUUCAAUGAUGCCCUUGUAUUCGCUCAGUAUUCCAGUCACCAAGCAUUUCCUCUUGCGACAAUCUGGCUAGAAGCAGUUUGUGAUUCAGAUACCAUAAAGAAUGCAUUCACUUUGAUAAUGCCAGAAGAAAGUCUUACGGUAUAUGCACCAUCAGCACAAGAAAAGACUGAAUGGCAGCAAGCAUUUCACCAAGCAAUAGAAGCUGUACUCUCAGACCGGAAAUCGGGGUCAACAUUCAGUCAGACAUUACAGAGAAAGUCCACUGUUUCUGCUCGUAGCACUCUCCCACUCUCAAGAUAUGCCACUCAUGUCUUUUACAAACCUGGACACCUCAAAGAUGCCAAGUACAUUGGGAUGUGGCACGCAGGAAAGAUGCAUGGACAGGGUGAGAUAACAUGGUCAAAUGGACAAAAAUAUGUUGGGAAAUUAAAGAAUGGAGUGCAGCAUGGUCAUGGUGUGUUGAGCAUUCCCAAAGAUGAUAAGAGAAGAGAACUGCAAGAUGGGAAUUGGAAGGAGGGCAAACUAAAUGGACUGGGAUCUAUAAAAUACGCCAGUGAAGAUGUUUAUGAAGGGUAUUUCAAAGAUGGACAGAGACAUGGACAUGGUGUUCUGAAGACAGGGAAACUGACCGCCAGCACUGCCAGUGUGUACAUAGGAGAGUGGGCGGCAGAUAAAAGAUGCGGUUAUGGGGUUUUUGAUGACAUUGUCAAAGGAGAGAAGUACAUGGGCAUGUGGCAUGAUGAUCUCUGUAGUGGCAGUGGAGUACUUGUUACUUUAGAUGGACUUUAUUAUGAAGGCAACUGGAUACAAAAUAGGUUAUCAGGUGUAGGCCUUAUGAUAACUGAAGACAACAUCUGGUAUGAGGGCGAAUUCUAUGGAUCUUCUUUACUGUAUGGGAAGGGCACCAUGACCCUUCCAAAUUCAGACAAGUUUGUGGGUAGUUUUAAUGGUGCUUUCACUGAUGGAGUAAAAAUAAGUGGAAAUUUCUACAAAGCCAUUAAUCUGGAAAGAAGAAGUGUUCAGCAACAACCCAGUGUAUCAAACCCUGAGUCAUUUGGCAAGCACAGCGUCCCUGCAGACCAGAAGUGGAAACAGAUCUUCAGUUUAUGUGAAUCUCUGCUUGGUGGUCCCACUGCCCCAGCAACCAAGGCCUGGGAGGCAGUGGCAGUCAUGGUCAGUGCAGGCAAGAGGACAGUGAAGAAGGACAAAGCAAGAUACAGAAGUGGUAGUUCAGAUGACUUAGAAAAGAUUCCUCCCUACAACAGAGGAACAAUGACUAUUGACUAUUAUAAGCAAAUUCAGGAAUAUCUGCGUAAGGCAUUUGAAGUAUGCUUCCAUCCCCUGGGCAAGCUGAUGGAGGGUCUGGUGGACGUGUUCCGUGCCACAUAUGUAGGGGUGGGAGCACAUUCCAGGCUGCUGCACCAUGCCAGGGAUGAGGUGAACUCCUUUGUGAAAAGAACCUACAACAUCAUAAGAAUGCUGUUUCCUGAUCUACCAUCUUCAUCAAGACCUAUGUAUAUUCACCAUACUGACUGUCCCAGUCCUGUUAGUGAGGAGGAAGAUGACAAAGGUGAGGUGAUAACACCCAGCAGUCUUCUCCACCCCUUACUUCUGCCAAAGAUCUACCCUCCUCUCUUCACUCUGUACGCCCUCCACAAUGAGAAGGAGGAUGAGAAGUACUGGGAUAGGCUGCAGAGGUUCAACAAGCAAGGAGAUGUGGCUCUACUGGCAUAUCUGGGAGUAGACCAAAAGUUCUGGCUGAUUGAUGAAUCCUUGCUGUUAGAGAAAAGACAGAAAUUACAGUCCAUAAAAGAUAAAUGUUACUCUGAAGCUGUGGAGACACUUCAACAAAUAAGCACCAGUUUUGGUCCAGCUGACAAGCUGGAUGUGAUAAAGAAAACUUUUGAUGAGGUCAAUAAGGCUGUCCAGAACAAUCUUGGUUGUGAAUACAUGUGGUGCAUGGAUGAUCUAUUCCCAGUGUUCAUGUAUGUGGUGGUGAGGGCACGCAUACGCCAUCUAGGGGCAGAGAUCCACUUUGUGGAUGAUCUAAUGGAAGGUCACCUAGAGCAUGGGGAGCUGGGACUCAUGUUCACCACACUCAGGGCAUGUUAUUUCCAAAUCCAACACGAGAAGAUGAACUAAUUUAAAUUGAGAACAUUAUUAUUUAAAGUAUCUGUGAUAUCCAUACAAUAAAACAAAGGAGAGGAAAGAACUGAAAUAGGCAAUGAAGGUGUGAAUAUUAAGUUAGCAAUAAAUUAAAUACACAAGUCUGGUAUAUAUAAAUGUGGAAUUGUUUUCUCUUCUUUGUAUGUCAGAUUCCUUGAAUUAAAAGGAAAUCAAAUAUUUAUAAGGUUUUUGUGACACAUUCAGUUAAACUAGUGGAGAUUAAAGGUAAAUGUGAAGUGAUAUACUUUAUAAUGAAAUGUCUAAUUUAUUUGUUGGUCAGUGGGCAUACAGGUAAUAUAGCUUAUCAAAUGUAAAUAUUUACUGGAGUGUUAUCUAUACAUUGGAAGAAUUGGACUGUUAAUUGCUACAGGGUAUGAUUAGGAUUGAAUGAAUCUUAAGGAAACUUGGAUAUUAUUAUAGGCAAAACCAUGUUUUCGUGUUGCGUUGUAAAUUGCAAUCACAGCCAUUUUAUAUUUUAAAACGCUUUUGUGUUAGCUACUUAGCACUUUUGUUUCCGGAUUUAUUUGAAAACUGGUUCUUGAUGGCUGAUCAACCCACACUUUGAAAGUGAAAAAGCAUUUUUAAGUCAAGCUCUUUUGUUAAUUAGACAAAAAGAUUUUGCUUUGAAAUAAGGACUUUGAACAACUUUGAAACUUGAACAACAUGCCAUUCAUUAAGUCUGAAAGGUGAAUCAAAGUUGUUUUUCGGAGAACUGUGUUUAAAAACAAUUUAACAUGUUUAAUCUACAUUUUUAUAGUGUAUUUUUGUUGAUAUAUAUUUUUGUUGAAGUAAAAUUAUAAGCACAAAAACUAGUGCUGAUAAACACACAGUUAAUUAUUUGCUCUGAAGUGAGUUGUUGGUUAGUAGUCAUCAAGUAAUUAUGCCAACUGUAACAUUGCAAGAGUCAUUUUCUUGAAUUCAUUUAAGUUGUUAAUGAAUUGUCUCAAAAUUAUGUUAAGUGUCUUUUACUCUGGAGGCUAGUUUUUUUACCAGCCAUUCUGGUAAGUUUUGUGAGAUCUUGUAGCAUCCUCCAAAUUUUGUUAAAAUUUUUUAAUAUUUCAGGUUAGAUUUCUAACUGUAAAUGAUAUUCAGACAGUUAAAACAAAGAAAGCAAUUUAUAAAUGCACAAAUUUUUCAGUGUUUAAUUAAAAAUAAAUUUGGAGUUACUUGGCCUGGAAUGUUCAAUACAUAAUGUGUUAUUGUUGGUUCCUGGUAGGUUUUGGCAGAGGCUAAAUUAAUAGAGCAUGAGUAUAAAGUUAAUCAUAUCAUUUAUUCAAAAGGAACUGGUGCUUUCUUGUCAAGUUAACUCUGCACAUAAGUAUAAUACAAUUCAGUAUUCCUUGAUUAUCUUAAUAAUUUUUUAUUCCAUUGCUCAAAAUAAAUAUAAGGAUGAGGUCAAAUGAAAUCAUGUCAUGAAAUGUCAUGGCUUGUGAGGACCCUUGUUGGAAAAAUAUUCUGGAGAAAACGUCCAUAGGCUCCAUUUCACCCUAAAAGCAGAAGAAUUACAUACCAUCUUUGGCUUUGUUUGGAAUUGAAUGUUUGGUAGAAAGUAAGAAUGGAGCAUGGAAUAUAAAAGGGGACAGUUCCUUGCCAUAGAUG